Messenger RNA from Symbiodinium pilosum, 2763 nucleotides. NCBI's taxonomy places the organism in Eukaryota, Dinophyceae, Suessiales, Symbiodiniaceae. The record is from the annotation of a GenBank genome assembly.
AUGCAUGAUGGUGACAAAAAAGAGGUUACUAUUGCAUCUGGCAGUGUGACCAUCAAGCCGAGCGGAAACACGCAGACAUGGACUGUGAAGGCGGAUCUGGACCCGAAGACCUGCCAGGCGUUGAUUGACUUCAACGUCCCCGGAAAGCCAAAUCCGCCUCCCGUAAAACUGCUGAUGACCUACUGGUCAGCCAUAGGCGAUGAAGCAUCGACGGCCCAAGAGAAGGCCACAUUCGAGUUCACAGAUCCCAGCGGAAAGCUUGCCUCCUCGCAGACGCCGCUGAACUCCUGGCUUUCGCUGGGUACUCCGAAACAGGUCGAGCAAUCGGUUUGCCCAGAGAGCCUGACUGCUGUAUACUUGGACAUGCACGAUGGCGACAAGAAGGCUGUGGACAUUCAGCAGGGCAAGAUGACCAUCCGACCUAGCGGCAACAAUCAAACCUGGGUUGUGAAAGCGGAUGUUGAUGACAAGUGCAUUGCAGAAGUCGACUUCAACGUGCCAGGCAAGCCCUCCCCACCGCCGGUCCCUUUGCAGUUGAAGCUCUGGCGACUGUUCAGUGGCGUGCUGGUUGCACAGCAACGGGGCAAAGACGUCCUUCGAAUUUACCGAUCCAAGCGGCACAAUAGCGCAUCCUGGUAUGCCCUUGAACGCCUGGCUGGAGCAAGACAGCAGUUUUCAGCAGCAAAGGAUGUUGUGCGUGCCAGGGAGCAGGACCCGAUUUGGAGUAUUUGGAUUUUUUGGGCACUCUGCGGUGCUGAAGAAGAUAGGCAGCUGGCCACACGACUGGCACCAAACCUGGCUCUCGGGCAGCCGGUGGUCCUCUCCUCCACUGCCCAGUGGCUGCUCCGGUUCGUCUCGGAUGAUGGCACAGAGACCUGGACUGGUGAUGGUUUUCGUGCCACAGACGGCGACUUUGGCACCGCCUUUUUCUUCGGCAUGGGUCCUCUGGACAUCCGCCUGGGCAAUGCCAUCAUCACCUGGCGAGAAAACCUGGUCUGUGCUGAAGCUGUGCAGCUGGACAGACUGAGACAGCCCAAUAUGUUCAACUGCUUGGCUUCAGGCCGCUAUCUCUGGCUGGUGCUGCGAGUGACCGGGACAAUGGUCGCGCCGCUGUCGGUCUGCGAAGUUGAGGUCACCCCGAAGGGGCCGUCCGGCAACCGGCACAUUCUGCAGACAGCUGGCGGCAUGUGGCCUUUGCAGCUGCAAGGCGUCGCACUUGCUCCGCACGACCGCAUUCGCAUUGUGGCGGACACGGUGCUUUGCGGACUCGCAGGCAGUGCCACCAUGCAUGACGACGUUCUGAGACUGACUGCGCCAAUGGGACAGCGCGCUCACGGAGACUCCUCGUCAGAGACAUGGGAGAACAUCCAGAUAAAUCGUAUGGGUAUCUACAAAGUCUGCUGGUGCGGUGGGGACGGAGACUGCACCCAAGAUGAGCAUUUCUCAAUGCACGUGGCCACGCUGGUCAUAAAUGGUCUUGGCACUAAUGCGGGAAACACUGGCGCUAGCAAUGGCCGUGCUAGCACCACCGAUGGUGAAGGGGAUCCUGGAGUCUUGACUCCUUUGAGCGACCCUUACGGAAUAGCCAUCUCCAAUCAGCGUGCGUUCUUUACUGAGCGGGGCUCACAUAUGUUGCGCUACCUGGACAUUGAGCAAGGUCGCGUCUAUCGGCUUGCAGGACAGUUCUUCCCUGGCACGAGAGGGGACUAUGGCUCUGCCAUCAAUGCACAGCUCUCGUCCCCAAUGGGCCUCGCCUUGAAUCGGGAUCAAACGUCACUGUUCAUCGCGGACUACGGCAGUGACCGUGUUCGACGGAUUGAGUUGACGAGGGACCCACUCAAUCGAGGCAUCAUUGAGACCAUAGCGGGCAAUGGCUUCCGCGGUUUCUCCGGAGACGGUGGGCCUGCGCUUGAGGCGCAGCUCAAUGGUCCCACUGGUGUUGCUGUAGACCUGAAUCAGAUGCUGUGGAUCUGCGAUAGUGGCAACAACGUUCUCCGCGUUGUGUCCAUGGAGAUUCCAGUCAGGAUUCCAGGCACCAACGAGUUCCAAUCCAAUGUGAUCCUCACCGCUGCAGGGGGAUCUUCUGGCCAAGCCCAGGGGAAGGGCGAUGGUGGUGUUGCCUGGCUGGCGCGACUGCAGACGCCGUCCGGGGUUGCUGUGUCGUCAGCCUUUGUCAGCAACGAGGACGGCACUUUGCCGGUCAAUGUCUACAUCUCUGAAAGCUCUGGCCAGCAGGUACGGUCCAUGUCGCUGGAGUUCCAGAGCUAUCUCGGGGUCAUCAACACGCUUGCUGGCUCGGGUCAGCAGGGUGACAACAUCAAGGAGGCGGCACCGCUUGAAGCCCCCAAUGCCGAGCUCUCCAACCCCACGGGUGUGGCCACAGAUGCAGGGGUGGUCUACCUGAGCGACUCUGGGAACCAUCGGCUGUUGAUGAUGCCUGCCUUGGAAUACGUCUCCAUGGGCUGCUGGCGCGAGAACAUUGAGUCGCCAUGGAUUCCAAGCAUUGAAGGGCAGCCGCUUCCCUACGGCAUCGACUAUCUGCAGGGCAUCCCCGAGAAUAGGCCGGCCGCCAUCACGGCGUGUGCGUUGGCGACAAUGCGCCUCGGAUACGAGGUCUUCGCCAUUCGCCAGAUGGGGCUGUGCGCAACCUCGAAGGACGCUUAUGGUAGGCAUGUAGGGGUGCAGGUCUCGAAUUUCACGGGUCAACGAGGCCACAAGAAAUGUCAGGAACACAUGGCUGGUGGCAGCGGUUCGCUUACCUGA